GGAAUGUAAGACAAAGAGUAGGAACGGCGGGCCGAGGUCGUUUGUAAAUGUACAACAAAAGACGCCUCUACAACUUUCAGCAGCAGCAAGAAGAGGAUCAGGAAAUACCACACCACCCGCAAACGCAAAAGGCCCUUAGUUAUUUCUUUGUUUUCUUUCCUUGCAAGAACAAGAAGCGCACUAGGCGACUAUAGCUGAUUAAGUUGUUGGGCUUUUUUCAAUUCAGGACGGAGGGGCAGCAAGUAAUCGCAUUAAUUGAAAUGACCUCGCGCAUUCAUUGUCAUCGAGUAACGAGUCGCCUGUCGAAGGACGCGUAGCCUAGUUUGUAAGUGAAGAGGGUGACAGGGAGGAGAGUCAGCCGAUCCCGGUGCAGACGGUUCUGACGCAGCGAACAACAGAUGAAUAGCUGCAGACGAGAGACCUCAGGACAAGAACGAUGGAACAAGAUAGAUAUUCACACGCUGCUUGUUUGAUUGGCAGAGUCGUGUAUAAGUAUAGAGAACGACGUGAGUAAGCGAAUACACCGAAACCAGGAAUCUAGUCAAAAGAAGACGUCGGUCUAGUGGUAGUGUAGCGUAGAGACUAGGAAUUAGCGUAGCGCCACCAGCUCUAGGGCGUAGUUUGGUUUUUGGCUCCUCAGCCAAGUCUUCCUGGUAGGCCCACACCUAAUCCUAACCUACCCUGAAGCGAUCCUUGUCAUCUAACCCACGACACAGGAGGCACAGCUACAGAUCGGGGGAUAGGAGUAAGCUGAUUUAGAGUCUACUCCUCGAUCUUCCUUAAGGCGAAGCUUAGUAGUCCUCUCUGACGCCGAACUGUGGCCGCGACUACCAUAGAAUCGCUUGCUUUCCAAAAAAUAUAUCUACUCUAUCUCCAUGUUUAAUUGUCUCGAAUGGAAAGCGAGGCGCUACAGACUCGAACUCCUGUAAUUCUUAAUUGGAAGCAACAUUCAUUGCAUUCUUUCACUAGCUAGAACCAAGCUACUUACAACUUUCAUGAUUCUUAUCGAGUUUCACUGUGUCACUUUUGAGGAUUUUUUGGAUUUGAGGAUGAGUCAUUUGUUACGACUGUGGCUUCUACUUCUGCGCCAUCUACUGCAUCUGCGCAGGGUAUUAGAUAUAUAAGUAAGAAGAAGAACGUCGUGUAUUAUAUUUUCUUCUCCAACGAGCUGCAUGAUCACUAUCGCUCAUCUGUAGUAGUAAAUAUUAAGUAGACAAAAAAAGACGCGAGUAAAUGUAAAUAUCCGCUAUGAGUGUGGUAAGAGCAAAAGCUUUGCUCUUUCAGCGUUGCAAUUGCGCGGCGUCAUAGUCCCUGUUACGAAGUGGAGGAAAUCAGAUUCGAGAAAGUGGAAGGGUCAUUAUCGACUCAUAUUUUUAGUGACAGACUCUUCGCAAUGAAUAUGGUAAGAAGAUAAACGAAUGGCGUUAAUGUUGAUCGCGGUACCAGCCAAGCUUCUUCUUUAUAUAUUUUGGCCAAGAAAGUGGACCGCAAGGAUAAAAGAAAGAAAGGCAGAGCCUAGCACGGUGGCAGAAUUAUAAUCCAGUAUCAAUGCCUGACUCAAGGACUA
Amoebophrya sp. A25 is the source of this 1567-nucleotide messenger RNA. The record is from the annotation of a GenBank genome assembly. Lineage: Eukaryota; Dinophyceae; Syndiniales; Amoebophryaceae.